UCUUUUCCUGGGAAACCCUUGAACCCUUUCUCCCCGCCGUCUCCUCCCCUCCCCUCCCCACCCCACCCCCACUGCCCACGCGAGCGGCGGCGAUGGCCAAGAAGCUCGGGAAGAAGGCCCGCAAGUUCGCCCACAAGCACCUCCAGGGCGGUGCCAAGCGCAGCCGCAAGCUCCGCUCCCAGUUCAACCGCCGCACCCGCAAAGAUGGGAAGGGCCGGGAGGACGACAACCGCCUGGACGGCGACGGCGGCAGCGAGGAGACCCGCCGCAACGACCCCACCAUGAACAUGAACGAUGAUGUAGCUACUUUGGCUAACUGUUUAGAGUUUCCAGAAGAUGAGAAUGAAUUAGAUGGGGAUCUAUCCGACAGUGAUGGCUAUCUUUCAGAGGAUCUUGAGUGUGUGUACUACUCUGACAGUGAUGAUGAUAAUGUUAUGAAAGAGUGUAUUGUACAAGAUGAUCUCGACGAACAGAACAAUGAGAUGCGCUUGGCUGUAAAAAAGCAAAAGAAAAAGUUGAAGAAGUUGUUGGAUAAGGACCCUAAGUUUGCAAACUUCCUUGAGAAAUGGCAAUUGGAAUUGGUGAACUAUGAAAGUAAAGAAGAUUCAGAUGAACAAGAUGAGAUGGAUUCUGUGGACAACGGGGUCAAUUCUGGUGAUAAAGAUCCUCCAAGUGAUAAGAUCCUUACAAGCAAGACAAUAAGUGAAUGGUGUCAACUAGUCUUAGAUGAACCUAAAGCACCUGCUCUGCGUAACCUACUAAAUGCUUUCCGGGAUGCAUGUCAAUUUGGUCUGAAUUCAAAUAGCCUUUCCAUGCAGAGACUUCAAAGUACCGAAGUAUUUUAUCAGAUAAUAUCAUUUGUUCUUUCUAAGGCAGACAAUAUUUUCCGUGCUCUCUUAGAAAUUUCUGAUGAUGACAAGGGGAAACUUAUGAAUCAGAGAAAUGGAAAGAAAUGGCAAGAUAUUGAGCCGCUCAUAAAGUCUUACUUGCGGAAUUCUCUUGAUCUGAUUAGUCAACUUACUGAUAACCAAAUACUUACCUAUGUCUUGACUCGGCUUAGAACAUCUGCGGUAUAUUUUUCUGCGUAUCCCUCAACAUCAAGGAGGCUUCUCAAGAUCUUAAUUCGCUUGUGGGCAAGUGGUGAUCAGAACUUGUCCCUGUCUUCGUUUCUUAUGAUUCGAGAAGUGGUUUCACUCUUACCUGACUGUCUGGAUUUCUGCUUAACUAAAACAUAUAAUGCAUACCUUUCUAGUUCCAAGAUUGUGGACAACAGAAAUAUAGAAAAUAUCGAUUUUAUUCUGAACUGUCUGGUGGAACUUUAUUCUCUGGAUAUUCAGAAAGCAGGUGAAAGGGCAGUAAUUUCUGUGGGACAAUUGAGUGCUAUUCUUAGACAGGCGUCUAAAACAAAGGGAAAGGAAGAUCUUUUGAAGAUAGAUAACUGGCAGUAUAUAAACUGCAUAAACCUAUGGGUUAGGUUUAUUUGUGUUAAUUACAAGGAUUGCCACAACCUCCAUCUAUUAUUCUCUUCAGUUGUUCAGAUAAUAAGGGGGGUGGCUCAUUUAUUGCCAGGCAUGCGAUACUUACCACUGAGACUGAAGCUUGCGCACAUGCUAAAUGAGCUUUCGAAUUGCAGUCAGAUGUUCUUUCCAGUUCCAUCGUUGAUAUUUGGGUCCCUAGAAUUUAGGGAGAUCCCUCCGAAAGAGCAAACAGAAAAAGGAAAGACCCACUUUUCGUCACUACUGAAGGUGCCAAGGAACAUGCUGAAAUCAAGAGAUUUCCAAGAGCAGUGCGUUCUUUCAGCAAUCGAGGUUCUAUCGGCACAUUUUUUCCAGUGGAGCUAUCAUGUUUCUUUUCCAGAAGUAGCCACCAUUCCGCUCAUCCUCUUGAAAAGAUUGCAAGAGCAGACAACGAUUGAGUCCCUCCGCCGUCCUCUUAAACGAAUGAUAGACCAGGUGAGCGAGAACAGGGAUUUUGUGCAAAGGAAGAGGGAGGUGGUCUCUUUCUCCAGUGAUCAACACAUAGUAAGAGGAGCAUGAUGCAAGUAUCUUUAAUAUGUUGUGACUGCAGAUGGAGCCGCCACCGUGGAGACCCUUCGGGCGGAACUUGCCCGAGCCAAGGAACAAGCCAGGAAUAGUGAUGUGGCCGCUCUAAAGGCGGUCGAAGAGCUGAGGGCCGAACAGGCUGCACAUUGCCAAAGCAAGGAAAGAAUAGCCAAGAUGGCUGUUGAGUUGAAAGAUGCCACCGACCGUUAUCAGCUCCUUGAAAAAGAAAGUCGGGCAAAGGUGGCGGACCUAGAGAAGGCCAUGGUAGCAGCCAAGGAAGCCCGCUCUAAAAUCAGAGCGGCGAAGGAGGAGCUGCGUCAAGCUGGGGAUAUCGCGGCUGGGAAGCCUUUUUUGUUGCGAACAAUGUUCGGAGAUCUGAAGUAUGCCCCUCUUGAUCAACUAUGGAGUUCCGCAGACGCAUAUGUGGAUUUGGCAGCUAGUGUGCUGAUGCGGCCGAGUACUUCAUGGAUCAAAAUAUCGUGAAGUGGAAAAGUUGUUCUGGUGACAGUUCCAUGUUCUAGUGCGUCCGUUGUUGCUAAAUGAGCGAAUGAACAAAUGGGCCGAUCUGCAUAGGUUGUCCGGGCUUGCCAUGAGGUCUGUUGUGGAUCAUCUGUGGCCGGAAGGGCCAAGGCCGAAUAGAUAUUUUAGUUUAGUGCAACAGUUCCUUGGUGUUGUGCCGCACAUCGACGCUAUGAAGAGGUCGGCGCGCAUAGAUGGUGCGCGUAUGGCACUUGCCCGUGUCAAGACAUACUGGGCAGAGAUGGAGGCCACCACCAUUGCAACCCAGAGUUUGGCCGUAGGCCGAGUAUCUGCCGAGCACUACUUUGAAGAAGUCCUUGAAGGCACUCGUUCAAUAGAGGCUCAGUGCUCG
Triticum urartu is the source of this 2913-nucleotide messenger RNA. The record is from RefSeq and is a predicted model, not a curated record. NCBI's taxonomy places the organism in Eukaryota, Viridiplantae, Streptophyta, Magnoliopsida, Poales, Poaceae.